Molecule: messenger RNA, 1641 nt
Organism: Aquila chrysaetos chrysaetos
Lineage: Eukaryota; Metazoa; Chordata; Aves; Accipitriformes; Accipitridae
Gene: CNOT11
Product: CCR4-NOT transcription complex subunit 11
Exons: 7
Coding region: 59-1492 (477 amino acids)
Biological process (GO): mRNA catabolic process; negative regulation of translation
Cellular component (GO): CCR4-NOT complex
Source: RefSeq, a predicted model, not a curated record
UAAAAGGGGGCCGGCGCGACGGCGCGAGUGCGGCGUUACGGCAGCGGGGAGCGGGCGGAUGCCCGGCGGCGGGGGGAGCCCGGCGCCCGGCACUCAGGGGGGAGCGGAGGCGGGCGAGGCGGGCGGCGGGCCGGCGGGCGGCAGGAUGAGCCUGUCGCCGAAGGAGCUGUCGAGCCUGCUGAGCAUCGUGUCGGAGGAGGCGGGGGGCAGCACCUUCGAGGGCCUCUCCAGCGCCUUCCACCACUACUUCGGCAAGGCCGAGCACUUCCGCCUGGGCUCCGUCCUCGUCCUCCUGCUGCAGCAGCCCGACCUGCUGCCCAGCCCGGCGCAGCGCCUCACCGCCCUCUACCUCCUCUGGGAGAUGUACCGCACCGAGCCCCUCGCCGCCAACCCCUUCGCCGCCGUCUUCGCCCACCUCCUCAACCCCGCGCCCGAGCGCGGAGGCGACGAGGCGGAGCGCACGCCGCUCUCAGGCUUCUUACCUCCCAUAACUCCUCCAGAAAAAUUCUUUCUUUCUCAACUGAUGUUGGCCCCCCCUAGAGAACUGUUCAAGAAGACUCCUCGGCAGAUUGCUUCAAUGGACGUGGGGAACAUGGCCCAGUCAGUGGAUAUAAGUGGGCUUCAGCUGGCAUUAGCAGAACGUCAGUCUGAGUUGCCAACACAGAGCAAGGCCAGCUUCCCCAGUAUUCUCAGCGAUCCUGACCCAGAUUCUUCCAACUCCGGUUUUGACAGCUCCGUUGCCUCCCAGAUCACAGAAGCCUUAGUGAGUGGACCAAAACCUCCUAUAGAAAGUCACUUUCGACCAGAGUUUAUUCGACCACCCCCUCCGCUCCAUAUAUGUGAGGAUGAAUUGGCAUGGUUAAAUCCAAUAGAGCCAGAUCACACAAUUCAGUGGGAUAAGUCAAUGUGUGUUAAGAACAGCACUGGAGUUGAGAUAAAAAGAAUCAUGGCAAAAGCUUUUAAAAGUCCCUUGACUUCCCCACAGCAAACACAGCUCCUUGGAGAACUGGAAAAGGACCCCAAGCUUGUUUACCAUAUUGGUCUCACUCCUGCCAAAUUGCCAGACCUGGUUGAAAACAAUCCUUUAGUAGCUAUAGAAAUGUUGCUGAAACUGAUGCAGUCUAGUCAGAUAACAGAGUAUUUUUCUGUCUUGGUCAACAUGGACAUGUCCUUACAUUCAAUGGAAGUUGUAAAUCGGCUUACUACUGCAGUUGAUCUCCCACCUGAAUUUAUUCAUCUUUAUAUCUCCAAUUGUAUCUCCACCUGUGAACAGAUUAAAGACAAAUAUAUGCAGAACCGCCUGGUACGUCUUGUUUGUGUCUUUCUUCAGUCUUUAAUCAGAAACAAAAUUAUUAAUGUACAGGACUUGUUUAUAGAAGUGCAAGCAUUCUGUAUUGAGUUCAGUCGGAUACGAGAAGCAGCUGGCCUUUUCAGAUUGCUGAAGACACUAGACACUGGGGAAAAUCCAUCAGAGACAAAAACAUCAAAAUAAAAUCACUGUGUCACUGGCAAAAAAACCAACCCUGCCAGCGUUCUAUGCCAAUUAAUUGUAUAUUUUAAACUUAAAUCACUGGAUUAAUAUGUAAUACAUUAUAAAUAGCAUUUUAUGCAUUUAAACAAUAAAUAAUGCUUUUUCUGAUA